Messenger RNA from Salvia hispanica, 1420 nucleotides. Its product is annotated as UDP-galactose/UDP-glucose transporter 5B-like. Gene Ontology annotation, molecular function: 3'-phosphoadenosine 5'-phosphosulfate transmembrane transporter activity. Gene Ontology annotation, biological process: 3'-phosphoadenosine 5'-phosphosulfate transport; transmembrane transport. Lineage: Eukaryota; Viridiplantae; Streptophyta; Magnoliopsida; Lamiales; Lamiaceae. The record is from RefSeq and is a predicted model, not a curated record. Gene Ontology annotation, cellular component: Golgi membrane; endoplasmic reticulum membrane.
UUUUUCAAAUGUUUACACAAAUAUGAGAACUGAAAGGGCGAAAACCCCUACGUAUUUCUCAGCGAAAAUUCAGAUCACUGCAAACCAUUUGCUUGCGGCGGAUGAUUGGGAAUAGAGAUGGCGGAGCCACCGUCGCAGCUCAUUCACAAAUUGAAAGACAACGCGCUGUUCAAAUUAUCCUUCGCCGUCACCGGAAUCAUGUCUACUCUUCUUAUAUAUGGAGUAUUACAGGAAAAGAUUAUGAGACUCCCAUAUGGCUCAAACAAAGAAUUUUUUAAGUACUCGUUGUUUCUUGUCUUCUGCAACCGCAUUUCAACCUCUGCCGUGUCUGCUGCAGUUCUACUGGGUAGUAAAAAGGUCCUUGAUCCUGUUGCUCCAAUUUACAAGUAUUGCGGUGUAUCGGUGUCUAAUAUACUCACUACGACUUGUCAGUAUGAGGCCCUUAAAUAUGUCAGUUUUCCAGUGCAGACGUUGGCAAAAUGUGCCAAAAUGAUACCUGUGAUGAUUUGGGGCACUGCCAUCAUGCAAAAGAAGUACACUGGAAAGGAUUAUUUGUUUGCCAUUUUAGUCACUAUUGGAUGUUCAAUUUUUAUAUUAUUUCCGACAGCAGGUGAUAUUAGUCCAUACAGUAGAGGAAGAGAAAGCACUGUUUGGGGUGUUUCUUUGAUGAUCGGUUAUCUUGGGUGUGAUGGCUUCACUAGCACAUUCCAGGACAAACUUUUUAAAGGCUAUGACAUGGACAUACACAACCAGAUAUUUUACACGACCCUCUGUUCUUGCAUGAUAAGUUUCACUGGGCUAAUCUUACAAGGGAAUCUUUUCUUGGCUAUAGACUUUGUUUCUCGGCAUAAUGAUUGUUUCAUUGACAUUAUUAUACUUUCCACUGUAGCAACAAUUAGUCAAUUCUUCAUUUCUUACACUAUCCGCAGUUUUGGAGCUCUAACCUUCGCCACCAUAAUGACCACAAGACAGUUGGUCAGCAUUUUACUGUCCUGCGUGUGGUUUUCUCACCCGCUCAGCUCAGAACAAUUGAUUGGAGCAGUUAUAGUGUUUGGUACCAUAUACUCAAAAAGCUAUUUUAGAAGUAAGCCGAGGCCAUUGCCGUCUGAAGAAACAGAGAAUAGUGCUCUUAGUCCAACAACGAGUAACGCAUGACAGAAUUCUCUGACUAAUUCUAAAUCUCCGUAGAGAGGCAUCUGGCUGCUAACUGGAAUAUAUAGCUUAGGCUUGGCUUGGAGUUGUUUUUAUCAGAAACUCCCACAAUUCUCUCAAGUAACCUUGCGUCUAAUUGUGUGAUGAUAGAAUGAAAAUACACCUAUCCUGUUUAUAAACUUUUUGCAGGUAUAGUUUUGUGUUACUGAGACCACAGCUUGCUCCAUUGGGCUAGUUUGCAAUGAGCCAAUGAUUUAUAGUUGUUUCC